Messenger RNA from Hipposideros armiger (great roundleaf bat), 3322 nucleotides. RefSeq names its product family with sequence similarity 43 member B (gene FAM43B). NCBI's taxonomy places the organism in Eukaryota, Metazoa, Chordata, Mammalia, Chiroptera, Hipposideridae. The transcript has a single exon. Bases 1281 to 2267 code for a protein of 328 amino acids. The record is from RefSeq and is a predicted model, not a curated record.
GGAGCCCUAGUUCCACCUCCUCCUAGCAGCCUUGUAACCUUAGGCAAGUCGCUGAAUGAUGCCUGGGCUGCCCUGAGUUUUAAAUGAGAUAAUGAACACCAAACCCCAGAGGUGUUGGCGGGAAUACUGGAGGAAUUCACAAACAGGAGUUUUAUCUUUUUAAUCCUCGGCGAAUCCAGAGGCUGUCCUUUGGCCAGAAAGAAGGAGCUUUUCAUCUGCAAUGCCCACAGACCCAGAACUGCUAAAAUGCUAACCUCCCUGCUUCGUUCCAGGCGAGGGGCACUACCAGACACUGGAGCAGUGACUUGGCCUCCCAGCUCAGGCGCAGCAGCCUGGCCCACGACCUUGGAAGAACCUGGGAGAAAGCUUCACCAGGCGACAGUACUUUUCCACUGCACUGCUCAGGCCACCUCAGCUGGCUUUCUGCUGUGCAGACAGGAGGCAAAGUGCGCCAGGCCGGCCUCAUCAGGAACCCACCCAAAAUCACUCUCAGAAAUAGGGGGUAGGGACAUGCUGUGCUGAGUGGCAGGGGGAAUCCUAGAAAGAGAGGAGGGGGGUCCUGAAUGCGCCAGGGAGAGCUUGGAGACCACCAGAGAGGCCAGAGAAAUGUGCAUUGGCAAAGCCCUCCCGGACAUUUCAGGAGAUUCCUACUCUUUAUCCGCCCCUUCCACCCCCACCCCUCCAAUAAUAAUGAUUAAACCCGUUCUACCGCGCCUGUGCUGGGUCUGGGGCCAGGAGCAGCGCUAGCCUGAGCGGGGGAGGAGAGAGAGGAGGGAGAGGGGAGGGAACCAGAGAGCUAGCGGUCCCGCCCGGUGAUGCAGGCAGCCCUGGGAGGUGGAGCCGCGACGCCUGAAGGAGUCCCCACCGCAGUCGCGCUCUCGUUCUACCCCCACGGAGCUGCCAGCCGCCAGGCCCGUCUCCGGCGACCUCCCUGCCCCCUCAAGCAGGAUCCCCCUCGUUGGGACCUGGGGGCGCCCCCACCACGCCCAGCCCUUGUCCCUCCUUGCUACCCGGACUGCUGGAGCGACUCCCGGGAGAAGCUGUUCCCGGACGCUCGGCCGCCGCCCGGGCAUCUCGGCUGCCAGCCCGGCUGGGCACCGGGCAUCUGCGAAGCUAGCCCUGCCCGGCACUGGGUAUCUCCCGGCACCGACUGUCUCCGGCGCCGCCCAGCUUCUCACGACUCGGGGGCCUCGGACUUCUGUGCGUCCUCCCCUCCCCCAGCCGCCGGGUAGAACGCCGCUGAGUCCCCGACGCCCCCAGCCCCCUUUGCCGCCGCUGCGAUGCUGCCCUGGAGACGUAAUAAAUUCGUGCUGGUCGAGGACGAGGCCAAGUGCAAGGCUAAGAGCCUGAGUCCGGGGCUCGCCUACACGUCGCUGCUCUCCAGCUUCCUGCGGUCCUGCCCGGACCUGCUGCCGGACUGGCCGCUGGAGCGGCUGGGCCGAGUGUUUCGCAGCCGGCGCCAAAAAGUGGAGCUCAACAAAGAGGACCCGACCUACACCGUGUGGUACCUGGGCAACGCCGUCACCCUUCACGCCAAGGGCGACGGCUGCACCGACGACGCCGUGGGCAAGAUCUGGGCGCGCUGCGGGCCGGGCGGAGGCACCAAGAUGAAGCUGACGCUGGGGCCGCACGGCAUCCGAAUGCAGCCGUGCGAGCGCGGCGCAGCGGGGGGAUCUGGGGGCCGCAGGCCGGCGCACGCCUACCUGCUGCCGCGCAUCACCUACUGCACGGCGGACGGGCGCCACCCGCGCGUGUUCGCCUGGGUCUAUCGCCACCAGGCGCGUCAUAAGGCCGUGGUGUUGCGCUGCCACGCUGUGCUGCUGGCGCGGGCGCACAAGGCGCGCUCCCUGGCCCGCCUGCUCCGCCAGACCGCGCUGGCGGCCUUCAGCGACUUCAAGCGCCUGCAGCGCCAGAGCGACGCGCGCCACGUGCGCCAGCAGCAUCUCCGCGCCGGGGGCGCCGCGGCCUCGGUGCCCCGCGCCCCGCUGCGCCGGCUACUCAACGCCAAGUGCGCCUAUCGGCCGCCGCCCGCCGAGCGCGGCCGUGGGGCGCCGCGCCUCAGCAGCAUCCAGGAGGAGGAUGAGGAGGAGGACCAGGACACGGAAGAGCGCCCGGAAGGGGCCCCCCAGAGCGAGCGGCCUGAGGUGCUCAGCCUGACCCGGGAGCUGAGGACGUGCAGCCUGCGGGGCGCCCCGGCGCCUCCGCCGCCUGUGCAGCCCCGCCGCUGGAAGGCCGGCCCGAAAGAGCGCGCGGGCCAGGCGCGCUGAGAGCGGACCGGGCGAGACUCGCUGCCCCAGACCCGGCCGGCCUGACUCACAGCCUUCAACCCUGGCCCUUGCCCGCUUGGCUCCCCUGUCCUCCGCCCCUGUCCUGUCGCCCUUGCCUCCUUCCUGGUCUCCGUUGUUGUCUGCUCUGCGCCUCAUUCUGGCUCAGAGUGAUGCCUCAUAUGCCCUUAAUUAUUGGGGGACAAGAUAGGGGAGCAGUAUUCAGUGUUCACCUCUCCCCCAUCCGGAGUUCCUGGGCACCCUCCAUUGUGGAAUUGCCCCCUAUGCUUUACACCAAGCCUCUUUGAUAGACGACCCCCUCCCUUCCAAGCCAUCUUCUCAAGAGGAAGGGGGAGAAGUUUCCAGAAAUCCAGGAGGGUGGCCAGGUGGCAGCAGGGGCCCCGCCCUUGGGCAGCCUAGCCUUCCUCCCUGAGAUGAGACCAAACCUGAGGAGGCGUUCUUGUAGGGGAAGAGUAGUGGCCCUGGAGGCCAGGCCCAGGUGGGAACAGAACCUGCUGCCAUACACACAAGGAAGAAUUCUCAGGCCCUGGGCCUGGCCUCUCUACCCCUUGGAGAAUUUCUGGGACUUCACUGCUCUGCCUCUGAGAACACUGGGAUGGUCCUACCAACCCAAACAACAGAUUAGGCCGAGUAACGGCUCUCUACACCAGGCAGCUCCCCAAGCCUGUGCCCUGGCACCUGGCACUCCCACAGAACUCCUCACCCACCCCAUUUUCUCUGCAGACAGAUGUGUGUGGUUCCCCACUAGGUGCGCCACAACCAGGAAGGAGACAGGACCUCCACAGGAGGUAAGGAGAGCCUUUGGCAGGUGCUUGGAGACACCAACUACCCAGAAAGUGGACAUAGGAGGGAUGGCCCCAUGUCGAAAAGCUUGUCAGAGCAGGAGGGUCCUGACAGCAUCUGGAUUCUCAAAGCAGGGUGAGGGAGUGGGCCCCUGCCCAAGUGUCUCUCAACAAGGCCACAAAAAGCCCAAAGAUCUAUGUGUCACCAACUGAUCAUUGUAAAUAAAGUGGACCUGCUUUUUAGCCUUGUCAUCA